Messenger RNA from Chrysoperla carnea, 2814 nucleotides. It is a transcript of the gene lt, whose product is annotated as vacuolar protein sorting-associated protein 41 homolog. The coding region runs from base 87 to 2615 and encodes 842 amino acids. Gene Ontology annotation, biological process: endosomal vesicle fusion; protein targeting to vacuole; cellular response to starvation. Lineage: Eukaryota; Metazoa; Arthropoda; Insecta; Neuroptera; Chrysopidae. Gene Ontology annotation, cellular component: late endosome; HOPS complex. The record is from RefSeq and is a predicted model, not a curated record. The transcript has a single exon. Gene Ontology annotation, molecular function: protein binding.
GUUUUGGCAUUGUUUUUUUAUUAUAAUUUUCUAGACAACUAAUUGUCAUGUGAAUAACAGACAAAAAAAAAUUCAAUAACAUAAAAAUGUCAACUGAGAGCACGACUGAAAGUGAUAAUAACCAGCAAGAUGAUUCCGAUAACUUCGAAACAGAAGAAGUUGAACCAAAAUUAAAAUAUGUUCGUAUGGCAAACGAUCUACAAAAUAUUCUUUUAAAAGAUGCAGCCAGUUGUAUAGCCGUUCAUCCGAAAUUUGUGUGUGUUGGAACGCAUUGGGGUGUCGUACAUUUAUUGGAUCAUCAAGGUGACAAUAUUAAAUGCAAAGAAUUAAAUGCACAAACUCAUUCAAUAUCUGUGAAUCAAAUAUCAAUCGAUAGUAUCGGUGAACAUAUCGCAACUUGUUCUGAUGAUGGUAAAGUAUUCGUUUAUGGAUUAUAUUCUCGCGAUAAUAAUAACACAAUUAAUACUGGUCGAUGUGUAAAAUGUGUAGCGAUUGACCCAAAUUUCUCAAGAAAUUUUCGUUUUAUAACUGGCGAUGAACGAUUAACAUUAUAUGAAAAAUCAUUUUUAAAUCGUUUAAAAUCAACAGUGCUGUGUGAAUCGGAAGGAUUUGUACGAAAUAUUGCAUGGAAUAAUAAUGGACAAUUUGUUGCAUGGGCAAGUGCAAUUGGAAUCCGUGUUUACGAUCUCUACUCAAAAUGCUCAUUAGGUUUAAUCAAAUGGGAGAAUCCAAAUGGUUUAAAUAUCGAUAAUUUUCGAUGUAAUUUACGAUGGUCCGAUCAACGUACAUUACUUAUUGGUUGGAUCGAUACCGUACGAAUUUGUGUGAUUCGAAAACGAACUUACCAAGAGUUACAAAAUAAGGAUUUACCAGAAUAUCGUGUUGAUCCAGUUACAACAUUCCAAACGGAUUUUUAUAUAUCUGGAAUUGCUCCAUUAGAUCAUCAACUUGUUUUAUUAGGAUUAAACAAAGAUAAAGAUAUCGAACAAAAAUCAUUUCGACCUCAACUUUAUAUCGUUGAAUAUACCGAUCACGAUUAUAUUGAAAUUUGUACCGAUUGUCUUACAUUACGUGGAUAUCGUGAUUACAAUUGUAACGAUUAUUAUCUGGAUGUUUUAAUCGAAGAAAAUCGUUUCUUUAUCGUUUCACCGAAAGAUAUUGUAAUCGCUAGUCCAUAUGAUAUUGAUGAUCGUAUCCAAUGGUUAAUCAAUCAUAAUAAAUUCGAGGAUGCAAUGGACGCUCUUUGUGGAAGUCACGAUGUUAAACGAUACGACAUGGUAUCAUUAGGUAAAUUAUAUUUAGAUUAUUUAUUAGGAAAUAAGGAAUUUGAUAAAGCUGGAAAAUUAUGUUCGAAAAUUUUUGGUAAAACAAAAAAUCAUUGGGAAGAAGAAAUUUAUAAGUUUGCAUCGUUACAUCAAUUACGUUCUGUUAGCUCGUACAUUCCACGUAGCAAAGAUUGUAAAUUAAAUCCUCACGUUUAUGAAAUGGUUUUAUAUGAAUUUUUAAAAUACGAUGCAAAAGGUUUUCUGGAGCUCGUUAAAGAAUGGAAUCCAAUUUUAUAUAAUACAUCGGCUGUUAUUAAUGCAGUUUUAGAACAUUUACUUGUAUGCGAUAAAGAUAAAAAUACUUUAUUAGAAGCUUUAGCAAUGCUGUAUUCAUAUGAGGGUAAAUAUGAUAACGCUUUAUCGACGUAUCUUAAAAUUAAGCAUAAAGAUGUAUUCCAAUUAAUUCAAAAACAUAAUUUAUAUAAUAAUAUUCAAGAUAAAAUCGUUGAUUUAAUGGAUCUAGAUAGUGAUAAAACAAUUGCGCUUUGUUUAGAAAAAAAUCGUAUCCCUGCUCAUAUUGUAGUUGAAAAAUUAAAAAAACACGAUUUAUUACUUUAUCGAUACCUUCAUAAGUACAAUAAAAAGGAUAAUAAAGGAACGUAUCAUGCACAAUUAGUUCGUUUAUACGCAAUUUUCGCUCGAGAUAAAUUAUUACCUUUACUCAAAAGCUCUGAUUCGUAUCCGAUACAAGAAGCAUUUGAAAUAUGCCAAAAAGAAAAAUAUUUCCCGGAAAUGGUUCAUUUACUCGGACGUAUCGGGAAUACAAAAGAAGCUUUGGAGUUAAUUAUCACAAAACUAUGUGAUAUGAAUAAAGCGAUUAAUUUUUGUCAAGAACAAAACGACCAAGAACUCUGGAAUGAUUUAAUAAAUUAUUCAUUAACUGAACCAAAGUUUAUAACAUUUUUAUUACAACGGAUUGGUACUUAUGUCGAUCCGAGAGUUUUAGUUGAACGUAUAGAGAAUGGAAAAAUUAUACCGGGAUUAAAAGAUUCACUGGUGAAAAUGUUAUGCGAUUAUAAUUUACAAGUAUCGGUACAAAAUGGAUGCAAGCGAAUUUUAAUGCGAGACUAUUUCAAUUUGCAUGAUAAGCUUGUAAAUUUUCAACAAAAGGGUGUUUGUAUCUCGGAUGAGAAUAUGUGUAGCGCAUGUCGACGUCAAGUUAUUUUUAAAUCGUCGAAUCAAAUAAAACCGUUGGUUUUGUAUAAUUGUCGGCAUACGUUUCAUGAAGAAUGUCUACCAUCGUUAGCGUAUUUAAAUAAUUGUGGGAUCUGUUAUGCUGCUAAAAAGUAAACAAUUUUUUUUUUUAUAAACAUAAAUAUGCUCUCAUUUAUUUGUAUUUUAUUAUUGUAAAUGGUCGUGUUUAUGGUAACUAAGCGUUGAACAGGGAAUCUUGAAGUUGGAGACCAUAAAACUAUGAUUACUCCGUUGUGUCUCAAUAUUGUCGUAUGGUUUCAAUCCAUACAAAUCUGUUUCACAUGCGCAAAGCUUU